Molecule: messenger RNA, 986 nt
Organism: Eucalyptus grandis
Lineage: Eukaryota; Viridiplantae; Streptophyta; Magnoliopsida; Myrtales; Myrtaceae
Product: zinc finger protein GIS
Exons: 1
Coding region: 155-925 (256 amino acids)
Biological process (GO): cytokinin-activated signaling pathway; gibberellic acid mediated signaling pathway; trichome differentiation
Cellular component (GO): nucleus
Molecular function (GO): DNA-binding transcription factor activity; transcription cis-regulatory region binding
Source: RefSeq, a predicted model, not a curated record
AGUCUUAAUUAUUAAAAGGUUGGAAGUUGAGGGUUAUGCUAUAAAAAGGAAGUGAUGAAGCUACAAACACACAGGCCGAAGCGCAAAUUAAACCUACCUACACACUAGCCUCCUGCAAACCCGCUAUUUUUUUCUGCUCCUUUCGAUUUUCAUCAUGUCAAGCAAGUCAUUCUCCAGUCUAAUUCCUCCUACAUGGGACAUCGAUAUUGGACUCGACAGUGGCUCUAUUCGCGAUGACGAUUCGUCUUCUUGCAUUCAGAAGCAGCAGAAGAAGAAGGUCAAGCUGUUCGGGUUUGACCUAACGACGAUCGCCGCCUGCGAGAACCGAGACGAAGAAGAGGGCACCCCGAAAUCGGAUCUUGUGGAGAGAGAUGAUCACGAGAGCGUGAACUCGUCCAACACAGACCCGUCUUCAUCAAGAGACGACAAGUACAAGACACUUCUGGCCAACAGCAACAUCAGAGAGGGAUCAUCGUCGGUCUUGACCUCCAACACGCACCGAUCGAAGAAGCUCUUCGAGUGCCAGUACUGUGCCAAGACGUUUGCGAAUUCACAGGCCUUGGGGGGUCACCAGAACGCCCACAAGAAGGAGAGGUUGAGGAAGAAGAAGUUGCAGCUCCAAGCCAGGAGAGCGAGCCUCCAGAGUUACCUCCAAGCGUAUCGAAAUUAUUACUACCGUAGUUCUAAUGGGGUUCUUGAUUUCAGAGGGUCCAAUGAUGAUCAGUGGUAUAUAGACCCUUCCUCGUGCUAUCUCUCUGCACCUGGUGAUCAGCUUGCGCUCUGCGAUCAGGAGCCCCAGAUUAGCUUCGCCGACGUCUCGGAUCAUCGAGAAGGUCUGCCUUUUGGCAGAUCCACUCGAGUUCAAAAUUGGCAUGCUCCUGAUGUACUACCGGCUAAUACCGGAUAUUAUCAGCAUAAGAAAUGAAUGUCUGCUGUAAAAUGUAACGACGUUGCGAGUUAUUUAUACAGAAUAUUUUGGUCUCUAA